AUGUACCCUGCACAGCCCAACGGUGCUGAAGGUGCGACAAUCAAUCCCGCUGCUCUCAGCUCUUCCGAUUUGAACCGGGGCAUGAAGAGAAGUCGCUCUCCGGAAUAUCCCAUUCAGACCGGGACAGUUGCGGAUGACGAAAAGCCAAGGAAGCGCGGGAGACCUAUGAAGAACAGACCCAGCGGGAGCCUUGACGACUCCCAACACGGCCUCGCACCGAUGCAGACGCCUGUACCACUUCCCCAAGCAAUGCCGCCCCAAACCCCUCAGUCUCAGACGAUGCCUCUGCCCCUCCAGAGCCCCCAGCAGUUUGCCCCGCCGGCUGCCACGCCGUCGCAUGCUUCACCUCCGCCACCACCCAAACCGACACCAAAGUCUACACUGAAGGCUCUGCCAACAGUGCGCGACCACACGACGGACCAGCUCGUCCCCGGCGGCGAUGAAUACAUACCACGCGAAACGGACGAGGCAGGGGAGAAGAAGGUCAUGCCAAAUGGUCAGCUAACCGGCGGUCGUGAAUACAAAUGUAGAACAUUCCUGGUCCCGGAUCGAGGAGACAAGCUUUUCAUGCUUGCCACUGAAUGUGCGCGAGUGUUGGGUUACCGAGACUCGUAUCUCCUCUUUAACAAGAACAGGUCUCUGUACAAGAUUAUCGCGAGCCAAGUGGAGAAGGACGACUUGGUCAACCAGGAUGUCCUGCCGUUUUCGUACCGCUCCAGGCAGAUUGCCAUCGUCACGGCUCGCAGCAUGUUCCGGCAGUUUGGUAGCCGCGUCAUCAUGAACGGACGGAGAGUGCGCGACGAUUACUGGGAGGGCAAAGCCAGGAAGCAAGGUUUCACAGAGGCCGAUCUGGCAGGCGAGAAGAGGCCAGGCGGAGGAAAAGUCAGGGAGGCUCAAGAAGCCGCCCAGGCAGCCCAGAAUGCAGCACUAAUGGGGCCGCCGCAGGGAGAAAUCGUCUACAGUAACACAGGCCACUAUGGCGGCGCGCCCCAGGCUCCUCUCAUUCAGCCAGGUAUGAUUGGAGCCCCCGCCGGGUCCUCGACCAGAAUGCCUGUGAUAACACUAGGACCAGAAUACACGGAUACCCGGAGCCGCGAUUAUUCCUCCAACGUACUCAAGGCCCCGCGCCAGGAAAUCACUGGCCCUCCUUACCAGGACAGGAUCCAGCCGUCGCCCAUUCCAGAGCUCCACGCUCAGGCUCACCACGCUGCCGACUUCAAUCGAGGCAUCAACCAGCAGCGCGAAAUGCGAACCAACUACAUGCAAGAUGUGUACCGCAGGCCUCACGAGCAGCCGCCCUCCUUGACCAACGUCAUGAGCCAAUCCGUAGGGAGCUCUGAUGCUUCUCUGCCCCCAACGAGCAGGGCAUCUCAUCAAAGCAAUGCUACAUCGGGACUACAGCAGCCACACCAGACCGCAUCCACGCAGUCAAACCAAGGGAGUCUUGCUAGCCAAAGCCCACAGCUUAUGAUGACGGCGGCGCCUUACUCCCAACCUCUGACCUCUCAGUCUCAGAUACAGCCGCGUCUAGGCUCCUCGGGCGGCUUGCAGUCUGGUGGUCAGACUUACAACUACCAACAGUCGAACAGCAGCUGGCCACAGACGCCACAAACCCCCCAGUAUAGCUACAGUCACCCCGGCCAGACGCAACAGUCGCCUCAUCAACAACAAUCCCAGCAGCAGACAUCAUCUUCGCAGCAGCAACUACGACAGCAACCAUCAAAUCAACAGAACAGCACCAUGCCUUAUUCGGGCAUGCCAGGGAUGGCUCAAGGCUACACAACUGGGACUAUGAACCACGGACUGCCGUACGAUCAGACUCCUCGGCAGUAUAUGCACCAGACACCUUCUGCAGCCCCAGCAGUCACGCAGUCUUGGUCUAGCCAGCCUCAGGCAAGCUGGCAAGGAUGGGCUGGACAGCCGCAGUGA
Messenger RNA from Pyricularia pennisetigena, 1929 nucleotides. RefSeq lists its product as uncharacterized. The transcript is spliced from 4 exons. The record is from RefSeq and is a predicted model, not a curated record. Gene Ontology annotation, cellular component: nucleus. Bases 1 to 1929 code for a protein of 642 amino acids. Lineage: Eukaryota; Fungi; Ascomycota; Sordariomycetes; Magnaporthales; Pyriculariaceae. Gene Ontology annotation, molecular function: chromatin DNA binding.